This is a messenger RNA of Daphnia magna, 860 nucleotides long. RefSeq lists its product as uncharacterized. The record is from RefSeq and is a predicted model, not a curated record. Lineage: Eukaryota; Metazoa; Arthropoda; Branchiopoda; Diplostraca; Daphniidae. The transcript is spliced from 5 exons. Bases 142 to 717 code for a protein of 191 amino acids.
UAGCAGACGCAAAUUUACUGACACUUUCUUUACAAUUUUACAUCGCAAAGACCGCAUGGAUCCGUCAGAAGUGCUUAACAAUUUCUUGUGAUUCCUUAUCUAUUUAAAUUCUACAAUUUGUAAGUUUUCCAAUAAGGAAAAAUGAGCAUAGAUUCAGUUGCCGAAUACCUGCUCUUUUUGCAGUUGUACGAUCAGUACAAAUUAGAUUGUGUGAGAAAAGGAAAGACUCCAAAUGGAUUGCCGGUUUUUCUUUCAAAUCUGAAAGAUGCACAACGUGUGACUGAACAUUCCUCAGUUUCAGCUGAUGUGGCUGUAUCGGGAUUGGUGAACACAGAUUCACCAUUUAAAUCGUGUGGAACUUUUCAGGAAAUGAAUAGCCACUCGACUGAGGCAAACGAGAGAAGAAGAAAAAGAGCGCUGACAAUGCGAAAAUCUUUAAUGGCUUCUUCUUCAAUAACAGAAGUGAAAGACAAUGCAUCCCUGUCUCCAAGUUGCAACAGUGGCGUCGUUUCACGUCAAAAGAUGAUAGCAAAACGUUUCAACACAUCUAAUACGUUCAAAAUGCAUGUCUAUUUAAUGCCUCACAUUGGAUGGCUUGGGACGAGAGCUUCAAAACAAGAAAAAAGUAAUUUGGCUGACAUAUACGUUUCCCAGCGAGUGGUGGAUUUCAACGUUGAAAAUACUGAGGAAGAAAACUACGAUGCUAUUCUAAAGUAAACUUGCAUUCCCACUAUCGCCUUACUAUAUCCAUCAACAAUUCCAUGAACAACAAAUCCCCAUCUAAAAAAUUAUAUGUUUUAUUGAGUUACUAAAUAGUGAUAUAAAAAGCCAUAAUAUAAUGUAUAUAAUUACCCAUCAAA